CUUAGUUAAUCCCGGUGAAUUAUAUUUAGUAAACCACUAUAGGUAAUAGAUGGUCUAAUUCUAAUACCCCAUAUCUGCAAAAAAUUCAAAUUUGGGUUUUUCGCGCUAUUCAGCGGUAAAUAUUAAUAAUGAAUUAGUAUCAUUUAUAGUUUGAACUUUGUUUAGAAUUGCUGAUGAAAGGAGACAAUACGGCUACACAUACACUUGGGAUCAACUUCAAAAUAAGUGGAAGAGCUUAUUGAGGACUUACAAAGCCAUUAAGGGCCGGUUUAUCAAUCUAAUGCUAAAGUGGCAGUUAGUUAACAGACAGAUAAGAUAUAAGUUGCUGGUAAAGUAUCAGUUAGCAUAAUUGGGUUUAUCAUUUUGUAUUUAAGGUGUUGUUAGCUAACAGACAGAAUUUGUUUUAACAACUACGAUUGGUAACACUGCUUUGUAAAUAAUAGAUCAAAUAACCCGUAGUAGUUCAGAGAACUGGUCUGUGGUUAACGUCGUAUUUGUUUUUAAUUUUAAAUUUUGUGUGUAUCGGUGUAGAGUAUUAUUUCAUUUUGUGUUGUUUGAUUUACAUUAAAAUGAGCGAGAAGAAGAAAAAGGAACGAUCUGCUAACUUUUCACCAACAGAGAUUGAUCUGUUGGUGAAACUAGUUUCACAACAUGCCAAAGUGAUUGAGUGCAAGAAAACAGACGCUGCGACGUGGAAAGAUAAAGAAAAUGAGUGGGAACAACUUGCACUUGAAUACAAUUCUGCGAAUAGCACUUGUCCGCGAAAUGUCAAGUCUUUAAAAACCAAAUAUGAAUGUUUAAAAAAGGACAUUAAAAAGAAGGUUGCGUUACAGAAACAGUCGUUAUAUCAAACUGGUGGUGGGGCCUCCAAAGAUAUCAUUUUUACCCCAACAGAGGAAAUUUUAAUUAGCAUAAUUACAUUUUCGAUUCAAGGACUUUCUUCAAGAAGCGAUUGUGAUCAAGGUAUAGUUAACUUAAAAUUUCCGCAAAGGUAUAAUUUUAAUUUUGUAGUUAUAAAUAAUGAAAAUAUUAAACACUCAGUAGUGGUAUCUGAACCGCCAGAUGUGGAGUUGGAUAUCGUUGAAGACAUUCCGAUCAUGGAUAUAGAUGUUAUAUUAGAAUCGGUAGGCUUAAAUUAUUUUUACAUACUCAUUUCCAAUAACAUAAAAUUACAGGAUACCACACUACUUCCCCCAAUGCCAUCGGUCGCUAGUACUUCACAGAAUUUUGUUGCAGUAGAGCUUCCAUCUACGUCAACUACCGAACCAACUGUAGAAACAAAUUGGGCGAAGUGGAAUCCAUCAAGCCUUCGGAAACCAGUUUCCAAAAGCUUAAAAGUUACUCCUAAGAAGAAUAAGAUGUGGGCCACAAGAAAAGAAGCAAUGGAAAAUAUCACAAAUCUUUCUGCAAGUAAAGGAGAUUUGAUCAAAUUGCAGUGUGAGUCCAUCAUACUAGAAAAUGACCAAAAGAAAAUUCUUCAAGAAAUAAAUCUGAAGAAAGCAAAGCUGGAAUUACAAUCAAUGAGAUUAGAUGUGAAAAAUAAAUUGAUUGAAAAAAAAAUUAAACUCGAACAAUUAAUGUACUUUCGAAAUAGAAAUAAAAAGUUAUAAAUUACAUUCUAUUAAAAUAAUGAAUUAAUUCAUUUCUAGUACUCUC
Messenger RNA from Photinus pyralis (common eastern firefly), 1656 nucleotides. RefSeq lists its product as uncharacterized. Lineage: Eukaryota; Metazoa; Arthropoda; Insecta; Coleoptera; Lampyridae. The record is from RefSeq and is a predicted model, not a curated record. Gene Ontology annotation, cellular component: nucleus. The transcript is spliced from 2 exons. The coding region runs from base 570 to 1610 and encodes 346 amino acids.